AUGGUCGAAGUCAAGCAAUAUCAUCUCCUGCCAACGGAUCUCAUUCCCAACUCACCAAGACCUCUUCUGCACUACAAAAAUGUCUUAGCCAAGCGCCCUAAUAGCUCCAAGUGCGACCCCGCCGAGGUCUGGGAUAUGUUUACUAAGAACGGAUGGGACGUCCAAUGGAUAUUUCGAUACCCAAACACGCAGUUGUCGCACUUUCACUCUGAAGCUCACGAGUGCAUGGCUGUUCUUUCAGGUACUGCAACAAUUCGCUUCGGAGUCGGUGAUACUUCAGAGGAUCUCCAAGAGAACACAUACGGAUCAGCUUGGGAAAAAGGCGGGAUUGUAUUGGAAGCUGAGGCUGGAGAUGUCUUUGUUAUCCCAGCUGGUGUAGCGCACAAGACACACAACACCAAGCCGGCAGCCGAGUUCAAGCUCCUGUCGCCAGGUGUUGGGCAUGGCAUUGAGGCUGACGAUCCGAAGAGGGCGUUGUCUGAGAUUGAGCUGGAUGGAUAUACUAUGAUGGGGGCGUACAACGGUGGUGAAUGGGAUUUCGUGAAGAGUGGAGGGGACUAUGGCAGGUCAUGGAAGGUUCCUAAACCAAAGAGGGAUCCUGUAUUUGGGGAAGCAGAGGAUGGGCUUGUCAAGACUUGGCCUGGAGGGGAUACUGAGGUGGAUUUGGAGAUUGUUCAGGUGGAGAACAGAGAGUACAAGUCAAAGAUGUAGGUCGUAUUUCGUCCAAUGAUGGAAUGAGAUUCAUCAUAAGGCAUCAUUAGUCUCACA
This is a messenger RNA of Fusarium verticillioides 7600, 768 nucleotides long. RefSeq lists its product as hypothetical. The record is from RefSeq and is a predicted model, not a curated record. Bases 1 to 711 code for a protein of 236 amino acids. Lineage: Eukaryota; Fungi; Ascomycota; Sordariomycetes; Hypocreales; Nectriaceae. The transcript has a single exon.